Branchiostoma belcheri (Belcher's lancelet) is the source of this 3328-nucleotide messenger RNA. Its product is annotated as glutamate receptor ionotropic, NMDA 2B-like. The record is from RefSeq and is a predicted model, not a curated record. Gene Ontology annotation, cellular component: postsynaptic membrane; plasma membrane. The transcript has 12 exons. Gene Ontology annotation, biological process: monoatomic ion transport; synaptic transmission, glutamatergic; modulation of chemical synaptic transmission. NCBI's taxonomy places the organism in Eukaryota, Metazoa, Chordata, Leptocardii, Amphioxiformes, Branchiostomatidae. The coding region runs from base 95 to 3328 and encodes 1077 amino acids. Gene Ontology annotation, molecular function: NMDA glutamate receptor activity; transmitter-gated monoatomic ion channel activity involved in regulation of postsynaptic membrane potential.
UCCCGCGUCAUUCGCCGCUUCUGCUAGAACCUCUCACACAGACUUUAUUCCCAUCCAGGGCCCUUCUUCAAGAUCUGGAAGGAAGCCCGUCACGAUGAAGGUGCUCGUGGGCCUGUACUGCCUUACCUGCUUGUCUAUGCUGCGGGCACAGAGGAUCGGAUCGUCACGGAGAAUCUGCGGGAGCGAUCGGACGGCACCUGAGAUCAAACUGGGAGGUAUGUUCGUGGAACAACGCAUGGUGCAACCUUACAGAGAUGCCGUGAUGGAGGCCAACUAUCGCAGCGGCCAGACCUUGGAGAUCAAGCCGCUCGACAAAGUCAUCAAGAGCGUCAGCCCCGAGAAUAUUGUCCGGAGCUUGUGUGGGGAUUUGGUGAAGAAGGGAGUAAACGCUGUCAUCUACGCUGGUGACGAAGACAACGUCAAGUCGUCUUUGUACGUGAAGCAGAUAGCAGGGGAGCUUGGAAUGCCCAUCCUCAUGGCCGGAGGUGGAAGCUCCGAAAUUCUUCAUUCUCAGGAUAACCCAUUCUAUCCGCUGCUGCUAAGAAGCUCCAUAGCCCAACAGGCUGAGGUCAUGGUGGCCGUUCUCAAGCUGCAGCGCUGGUACCGGUUCUCCAUAGUCACCAGCGAGAUGCCCGGACACCGCCUCUUCCAGAAGACACUUCGAGACAUGGUCGUCAACUUCAAGGAGAACGAGGAAAAAGGAGUGUGGUCUAUUCAUCGUACAUUUACCUUAAACGUCCACCCUACAAGCACAGUUCAAGACGUGAAAUCUCAACUGGUUGGAAGAAACAUGUCGCAAGUCAUCCUGCUGUAUUGUUCCAAGUCAGAGGCGAAGACCAUUUUUCAGGCUGCCGGAGCGUUGGGAUACACCAGCGAGGAUUUUGUCUGGAUCGCCGCUGAAUCGGUUAUAGGAGAUUUUACGAGGCUAAGAGAGGCCCCACCACAAUUCCCUGUGGGACUGUUGUCCUUGGUUUCCCAAAGCCUAAAUUAUAACAAGGAGGCUACCAUCAGGACAGGGGUUUUGCUGUACAUGGAGGCUUUGAGGCAAUACAUUCAAGACGGAAAUUCUGUUAGCGAUCUACAAACAUACAACUGCAAGGACAUGAAUGGAACUCGAUCUUCAAAUGCAACCAAAUUACUUUACAGAUACCUUACCAGUACAACAAUAGAAGACGUGGAUAUAAAGUUUAACAAGGACGGCACCACAACUAUCAGCACGUUUGACAUCAUGAACGUCGACGGGAUGAAGCUAUGGGAGCGGGUUGGAAGCUGGAAUGAAGACAGCCUGUACAUGGAGGGCGUGACAUGGCCAGGGAACAAGGCAACUCCUCCUAACGGGAUCUCUAAGGACAAACACAUCCGUAUCGUGGCCGUCCAGGAGCACCCCUUCAUCACCGUCACCGAAACAGACAUCACCGGAGAGUGCCACAACACUGUGGAGUGCAAGAAAAUAAACCGCACCGCCAGGGGAGGGACCAAGAUGUGCUGUACAGGGUUCUGCAUCGAUCUGCUGAAGGAGCUGGCCAGAGACGUCAUGUUCUCCUACGACCUGUACCUGGUGCCGGACAACAAGCACGGCAAGUUCGAGAAGGGGAAAUGGACGGGCUGCAUAGGCGAGCUCGUCAAGGGUCACGCCCAAAUGGCCCUGGGGUCCAUUUCUAUCACUAAGGAGAGAGCGACGGCGGUGGACUUUUCCAUGCCGUUCGUGGAGACGGGAAUCUCUGUCAUGACCAGGAGAAGGAAGGGGGUGGUGCCGGCCACGGCAUUUCUCGAACCCUUUGACGUGUUCGCGUGGAUGGCGAUGUUUGCGGUGUGCCUGUCCUGUGUAGCGUUCACCGUCAUGGCGUUCGAGUUCUUCAGUCCCGAGGGAUACGCCGGAAACCUUCACCCGUCAGCUGGCAGAUUCACAGUGGGAAAAGCUUUCUGGCUUCUUUGGGCCCUGAUCUUCAACAACUCUGUGCCGGUUGAAAAUCCUCGCGGUGCGACCAGCAAAUACAUGAUCACCUUCUGGGCGUUCUUUGCCGUCAUCUUCCUGGCGACUUACACGGCCAACCUGGCAGCUUUCAUGAUACAGGAAGAGUACACCGAGGCCAUCACAGGACUGACGGACGAAAAGUUCAGCAACCCAUACGCUCACUCAUUCAGGUUCGGAACAAAACCUAACGGCAGCACCGAAGCUUUUAUUUCCAAGAACUUCAGGAGAAUGCACGAAUACAUGAUGAGGUACAACCAACCAUCUGUACAGGACGCCAUCCUCGCAUUAAAACAAGGAACCCUGGAUGCCUUCAUCUACGAUGCCGCAGUGCUGAACUACGAAGCAGGGAAGGACGAAGGGUGCCAGCUGCGAACGAUCGGGCACGGCAGCGUGUUUGCCACCACCGGCUACGGUAUAGGAUUUCCCAAGAACUCGGAGUGGGUCGACGAUAUCGACCUCGCUCUGCUUUCGUAUUUCGCUAAUGGUAAGCUGGAGGAGCUACACGAACUGUGGCUGACAGGAUCGUGCAACCAGGCGUCGUCUGAUCUGGACACGCACCCGCUGGGCAUAGAGAACACCGCCGGGGUGUUCUACCUCCUCCUGGCCGCGAUAGUCCUCAGCAUCGUCAUCCUGGUCUUGGAACACUUCUUCUACAGAUGCCUACGGGAGCCACUGAAGCGGUGUGAAUUCGACAAGAAAGAACUAUUGGCAAUCGUUAGCAGGGGCACACACGGCUGUCUGAAGGGAGAGGAGGUUGAACGUAAGAGGAAAAAAAGGAAAAGAUCCGAAGUGGAGGCGGACGUCAUAAUGGCCACCAGGGCGUUUGCCUACAGCUCCGUCAAGCAUAGCAAACCUUACAUGUCCGAGCUGUAUGCCGAAGACAACGAGACCGAGCAGAGCGACAGUGCCAAAGGAAAGGACGCCAUAGAGAAAGCGUUCGUCAACCACCUGGUGAGCGCGGUGUCGAACAAAAGACAAAACGUCGUACCGAACCCGUUUUUGAAGCCCGACAGACCUCGGGUGUCCAGAAGCGCGCACCAGUCUCCAGUCAUGCGGCCACAGCAUCCCCUCUCCAACCCGUUCCUGAGGCAGCCUAGCCCCCGGCGGAGGAGUUUCCACGAGUUACACCUCAACACCUUCCCCAUGAACCCCAAGCCUCGGACGAGAAACGUGCACACCGUCGUAGGAGUGAGUCCCUUCCUGAAACACGUCAAUGCCAACCACCAGGCGAACUAUCUGCGACAGGACAACCCUCCCCGACCCAGAAGUGCCGUUGAAUUCCCCUUUAAAGAACUCGAGCCGAACGGCAUCGUGCUACAAAGACUGCCGGGCAGACGGGAGUCGGCGGUAUGA